Pseudogymnoascus verrucosus is the source of this 2273-nucleotide messenger RNA. RefSeq names its product phosphopyruvate hydratase (gene ENO1). Gene Ontology annotation, biological process: glycolytic process. Gene Ontology annotation, cellular component: phosphopyruvate hydratase complex. The coding region runs from base 113 to 1429 and encodes 438 amino acids. The record is from RefSeq and is a predicted model, not a curated record. Gene Ontology annotation, molecular function: phosphopyruvate hydratase activity; magnesium ion binding. NCBI's taxonomy places the organism in Eukaryota, Fungi, Ascomycota, Leotiomycetes, Thelebolales, Thelebolaceae. The transcript is spliced from 6 exons.
CCAAAACAACCAUCUGCCCCUCCAAAAAUCAACAAAUCAUCCUAUCCUAGCAAACAAAAACAUCAAAGAAGAUCUCUCACCUUCCCAUCAAGUUAAUAAAAAACGCGUCAUUAUGCCUAUCACCAAGGUCCACGCUCGUCAGGUCUACGACUCUCGUGGAAACCCAACCGUCGAGGUUGACGUUGUCACUGAGACUGGUCUCCACCGUGCCAUUGUCCCUUCGGGAGCUUCCACUGGCCAGCACGAGGCAUGCGAGCUCCGUGAUGGAGACAAGACCAAGUGGCGCGGAAAGGGUGUCUUGAAGGCUGUUGAGAACGUCAACUCCAUCAUCGGCCCGGAGCUGAUCAAGAAGAACGUCGAUGUCAAGGACCAGAAGUCCAUUGAUGACUUCCUCAUCGAGCUUGAUGGCACCACCAACAAGACCAAGUUGGGCGCCAACGCCAUCCUUGGUGUCUCUUUGGCCAUUGCCAAGGCCGGUGCUGCUGAGAAGGGCAUCCCACUUUACGCCCACGUCUCCGAUCUUGCUGGCACCAAGAAGCCAUACGUCCUCCCCGUCCCAUUCCAGAACGUCCUUAACGGAGGUUCCCACGCCGGUGGCCGUCUCGCUUUCCAGGAGUUCAUGAUCGUCCCAUCGCAGGCACCUACCUUCUCCGAGGCUAUGCGCUGGGGAUCUGAGGUUUACCACACCCUCAAGACCCUCGCCGUCAAGAAGUACGGCCAGUCCGCCGGAAACGUCGGUGACGAGGGUGGUGUCGCACCAGAUAUCGAGACCGCCGAGGAGGCCCUCGAGCUUAUCACCGAUGCCAUCAAGGAGGCCGGUUACGAGGGAAGGAUGAAGAUCGCCAUGGACGUUGCGUCCAGCGAGUUCUACAAGGAGGAUGCCAAGAAGUACGACUUGGACUUCAAGAACCCCAACAGCGACCCCGCCAAGUGGAUCACCUACGAGCAGCUCGCCGACCUCUACAAGAAGCUUGCUGAGACCUACCCCAUCGUCAGCAUUGAGGACCCAUUCGCCGAGGACGACUGGGAGGCCUGGAGCUACUUCUACAAGACCUCGGACUUCCAGAUUGUCGGCGAUGACUUGACCGUCACCAACCCCAUCCGCAUCAAGAAGGCCAUCGAGCUCAAGUCCUGCAACGCCCUCCUCCUCAAGGUCAACCAGAUCGGUACCCUCACCGAGUCGAUCCAGGCCGCCAAGGACUCCUUCGCCGCCGGCUGGGGCGUCAUGGUCUCCCACAGAUCGGGUGAGACUGAGGAUGUCACCAUUGCCGACAUCGUUGUCGGUCUCCGCGCGGGUCAAAUCAAGACUGGUGCCCCGGCCCGUGGCGAGCGCCUGGCCAAGCUCAACCAGAUCCUCCGUAUCGAGGAGGAGCUUGGUGACAAGGCCAUCUACGCUGGCGAGAACUUCAGGACCUCGGUCAACUUGUAGAUUUGUUGAGCGGUCACAUUUUGUUGUGUUCUUGUGAGCGAUGGUGGUGGAAUGGAAUGGAAUGGAAUGGGGCACGGAUAUAAAAAGGGGUAUACUCAUAUAGUUGCUGCUAGUUAUAGCCUUGGACCAAUCAAAGAUUGUUUAGUUGCUGGUCGAUUUAGAAACAGUUGAUUCAUAUGGGGUAGUGGAGAUUGUACUGUGCUAGUGCCGCCUGAAAGUUUAAAGGGGGAUUGUGUAUAACGACGGCAAUUAUGGGAACUGUAAAUUGAGGUAACGAUAUUCAGUUACUCAGGUUUACAAUCAAUACACUGGUCACUCAGUCACUCAGGGCUACAAUAAAUGAGCCAGUCGCUCAGUCACUCGAGGCUACAAUCAAUGAGCUAGUCACUCAGUUACCCAGGGCUAUAAUCAAGAAGCCAAGUUGCUCAGUUAUUCAGGGCUAGUAUCAAGAACCUAGUCAUUCAUAAGGAGUAGUUAAGAGACAGAUUCUAUCAGCAAUAAGCCAGUCGCUCAGUCAUCCAGGGCUACAAUUAAUACGCCAGUCGCUCAGUCACUCAAGGUUACAAUCAAUAAGCUAGCUACUCAUGAGGAGCAGCUAAGACAUAGACUCUAUUAGCAUAAAUACCAGUAUUAAUCCCCAGCAAAGUAGGUAGUAUAGUGUAGCCCCUGGCAGACGAGUAGUUAUCCUUGAGUGACUGCUCAUAACUGCGCAAUUCUGCCCAGGAGUAAAAUAUUGCCUAUAUUGCCACCUGUAACAAAGAUAAGAACAAAAAAACGACACAGGUCGGUUUUAGAAAAGAGUCAUAUCAUAUGCAUUCUAAAUUCUAAAUUCUCACGAAUGUAG